This is a messenger RNA of Yamadazyma jaroonii, 1170 nucleotides long. The record is from the annotation of a GenBank genome assembly. Lineage: Eukaryota; Fungi; Ascomycota; Pichiomycetes; Serinales; Debaryomycetaceae.
AUGAACUCACUCAUUCAUGAUAGGAAACUAGGCAUCAUUUCACCCCUAGAAUUCUCCAAAACCCUCAUUGAAUCCACCUAUAUAUCCCUCCAUCCUCACAAUACCAAUUACCAUUCCAAUGGGUCGAUAAAUUGUCUAAGUCUUGAAAAUCAUGAGUUUAAAUAUCUUCUCAGUGGUAGUGCUGACCUGUCUAUCAAGUUAUGGGAAAGUAGUGAAACUAGCGAUGAAUUUCUUACUAAUUUGGACUCAGGGUUUGAUUUCUCCGGCGAAGAACCCAUUUCUUCAUUGAAAUCCACCGCCAAGAACCAAGGUUUAAGACUUCUAGGUACUAUACCUCGAAAGACUGGUCAUGACUUUGGAGUUUCCUACGUCCAAUGGUGGCCCGUUGAUACCGGAAUGUUUAUAUCAUCGUCGUUUGAUCAUACUGUCAAAAUAUGGGACACGAACGAGUUCUCCAUCAUUAAAGAAUUCAAUUUGAAUAAUAGAGUAUAUUCCUUCGAUAUCAAGAACAACCUUAUCGCUAUAGCAUCGGACCAGCCGUUCAUCCGAUUGCUAGAUAUCAAUUCUACUUCCACUGCACAAACCAUAAAGGGCCAUAAGGGAAAGACCAUUACGGUGAAAUGGCACCCCAAGGAUGAAAAUAUCCUCGCUUCAGGAGGUUUCGAUGGAGAAAUCAAGAUUUGGGAUAUAAGAAGAAGUAACAAUUGCCUUUGCCGAUUAGAUAUGCUAAACACAUCCAACUAUUAUAACGAAGACCUCACGAAGGAGUCCAUCAAAGCCCAUUCAGCACCAGUAAAUGGAUUGGUUUGGGAUAAGUUGGGACAUACCCUUUUCAGUACUGGAAAUGACGAUAAGAUCAAGGUUUGGGAUAUGUUAUCGAAUUAUCCACCUAAGAAUAAGUUGAUCAACUUCGGACCAUUGACCAGGAAUAAGUUCCUUCAAAACUUACCGUUAACCCUCAAUUAUAACUAUGAGAACGACUUACAGUAUAUUAUCUUUCCUAGUGAUAAUGGGGACUUGUUCUUCUUCAGGACAGUAGAUGGGAAGUUGGUUAAGAGGAUAAGACAAGAUAGUGGGAGGAUAGUAUCGUUGGCAAUGGAUAGACCUUUCAGUAAUGAGUUUUACUGUGGGACGAUUAAUGGGGAUAUACUAGGGUUCAAGUCUUAUUAA